AUGGCUCCCCGUGGUCGCGGAAAGUUCUCCAAGCCCUCUCGCGGAGGUGGAAAACGCUUCAGUCGAGACGUCCAACCCGUCGACAAAGACGGUAACCCUGUUGGCCUAUGGCGGGAUGCAGACGAGGACGUCCCCUCCUCGAUAGACGAAGAUGAAGAAGAAGGCAGCACAUCCGAGUCAGACUCGGACUCGGACUCUGAAGACGACAACAACAACAACACCCCAUCCUCCUCAAAACCCGGCCCCUCCUCUAUCCCACUCACAGCAGACUCUACCGCCUCAGCAGCCCCCGAACUCACCCGUGAAGAGCGUCGCGCCGCAGCCAAAGCCAAAAAGCAAGCUGCGCAAGCCCGGCGACUCCAAACCGCGGCGCAACCGGGCGAUUUACCCCCGUCCUCGUCGGAUGAGGAGGACAACUCUGACGGAUCGGAUGGCGAGGAUGAGGAUCUACCCGCGAACCCGAAUCAUACGAGUAAAUCUCGGUCUCAGUUGAGUAGUAGUAAUGCGGCUGGCGGUGCUGGUGCUGGUGCUGGCAAGGAUCAACAGGAUCUGUCGCAGCUUUCGCGACGGGAGAGGGAAGCUAUUGAGGCGCAGCAGGCCAGGGAACGGUAUAUGAAGUUGCAUGCGGAGGGGAAGACGGAGGAGGCGAGGGCGGAUUUGGCGCGGUUGGCGCUCGUGAGGGAGAAGAGGGAGCAGGAGCGGUUGAGGAAGGAGGUCGAGAAGGAGGAGAAGGCUGAGGCGGCGAGAAAGAGGGCGGAGGAGCUGAAGGCGAAGUUGGGGGCUAAGGGGGGUGGGAAGAAGGGGAAGAAGGGGAAAUGA
Aspergillus luchuensis is the source of this 819-nucleotide messenger RNA. Its product is annotated as PDGFA associated 1 family protein. Bases 1 to 819 code for a protein of 272 amino acids. The transcript is spliced from 3 exons. NCBI's taxonomy places the organism in Eukaryota, Fungi, Ascomycota, Eurotiomycetes, Eurotiales, Aspergillaceae. Gene Ontology annotation, cellular component: cytosol. The record is from RefSeq and is a predicted model, not a curated record. Gene Ontology annotation, molecular function: RNA binding.